UGGAGCACCCGAAGCCGACCCACCCCACAAAAUUUCCCCAAUCUACCGAGACUAGCCGCCGCCGCCCGCCGCAGCGAGACGAGAGGAGGAAACCCUAGGCCAAAAAUUCCCCAAUGGGUAGCCCCGCCGCGGGCGACCAUCACUACCUUUUCGUAUGCACCCACGGCGAUUGUCAGAUUCGAGCUGUUGUUUCCCAUGAGUUCGCUGAGGAUCAUCGCCGUCACCACGAACGCGAAGAUGAUCACUGUCGUUCCGAGCUGGCCCACGCCAAGCGGGAGCUUGAGGUCCGCCGCAGGGACGCCCAACGCCACCGAGGGCGACGCAAGGGCAGCUCUCUUGUGACAUCUUCCGGCGAAACAGGGUGUGAUGAACAUGUCGGAGAUACUACUCAGCCACCAUCAGCACAGGCAGUACAAGAGCUAGUUGAUUCAUUCUCAAAUCAGCUACCUGGGAGGAUUGAUGACAAAGGAAAAUCACCCACGGGUAUUUUCGUGGAGGCAAAGGACCUGGUUUCUUACACACGUGACUGGGAAAACUCUUGGGGUGGCGAGUUCGGCCCCUUCGAAUACUACACGUGCGUCAGAGCCAUGCUCUUCACAUGCAGACCCACCCCAUCUCAUGCAGGCGUCAAGACUUGCCUGCAGAUCUUCUCCAUCAGAGUCACAGAGAUCAAUGAUGCUCUUGAGUGGCCACUCGAGGUCUAUGGCUUGGUGGCCACCCGAGACUCAGUGGAUCAUAAUCGCAACGUUAUCUUCAGACGCGGGAGGGACGCCUGCCUACACUCACUCAACAGGAUCCAUUAUUGACGCUGACCGGCCCAUCUCGUGCGAUCGUCAUCACCGGCCCUGUCGACGUCGAGAUCCAACUCAAACUGAAGGGAAGAACCACAGAGCAUGAGGACAAAGAUUUGAUCUCCAAAGUGUUAGUAUACGGACGUGAUCCCAGUGACAAAUUUGCCGACGCAGGCAUAGGCAACCACGACAUCAUGCACAGUAGCAGUUCUUCUGAGUUGUGCUCCCUACAGGUUACCUCCGCCCUGCUUGCCGGAGCGGUCGAGGCCACAGUGAUCUGUGCUAAAGUCAUCCAAGGUCGAUGGCCCAAAAACCUGGGAAUCCGCAUUGUUGCCCGCUCCGCCAGCAUAGAUGAGGAUUUUGUACUGCUUGAUGCUCGAGAUGGGACGUUUCGUGUGGAUCUAGCCGAUGGCAUCAUCGCCCUCUGUAGACAUGUGGUAUGUGUGGAAGAAGAUGGAAGGCUGAAGCUUUGUAUAGAGGCCUACAGCAAGAGGAGUGGAUGCAUGUAUGAAAAAUCCGAUGUUACCGAGUUGGUCCCCAAGAGAUCCUCCGCCAGUCUUGGCAGAUGCAAGCUUGCCUUCUGCACGGUUCAGUUCACCGUAGGUUGGUCGUGCCUCGUGGCCAGAGUGGAUGACCUGAUGACCUAUGGCAUCUGAUCUGAUGCAACCAACCCAACCAUUUAUUUAGCUGUGGAGCAACUGUUUAGCGUUUGUCCAGUGCUAUGUUAAAGGUGUCGAACUGCUGUUUAUGCAGUGUAGUAUAGCUAACAAGUCGUGAUGUUCAUGUUAUGUGGUAUGUCAUGUUGGGUAACAAUGUCUAGAGUCUUGGUUGACGAGCUGUC
Aegilops tauschii subsp. strangulata is the source of this 1632-nucleotide messenger RNA. RefSeq lists its product as uncharacterized. The record is from RefSeq and is a predicted model, not a curated record. NCBI's taxonomy places the organism in Eukaryota, Viridiplantae, Streptophyta, Magnoliopsida, Poales, Poaceae.